GGGGGUGUGGACCCGUAUGGGGGUGGAGGGGCCCUAUGGCCAGGCGGGGGUGGAGUGGGCCAUGGGGCUCCGAACCUCCACGAGCCUGGAUGGCGCCAUUCAGCUGCAGAAAGGGCAGGACCUGAGAGUGACCCUGAAUACUCCCGAAGACAUCAUGGACAUCGUUCAUUUCAGCUCUAGAACCUACAGCGUGAAUGCAGCAGUCAGAGAGGAACUGACAGGUUUUCGAGAUCGUGUGGACAAGACUAUUUGCACACCUCAAGAUUGGUCCAAGCUUGUGGGAUGGCAGCUGUGCUCCCAGGCAUCCUACCCCUUGUCCGGGUUGGGUGUGGCACUGCCGCCAGCAGGCCCAGCCGUCCUGUCCCUAAGGCUGCUGAAGCUGGACAGAGGCCUUCACCAGUACCUUCUGGAGGCAGCUUAUUCCCUCCAGUCCCAGCGGGGCACCUGGGUCCCCCUUGAGGCCUCCCUGCACCUCUUCCUGGGCACCCCACAUUCUACUGUUCCAAGAGAUGUCGCCCUGGACCUGAGCUUCAGCUCUGUCACCCCUAAGCUGACUCUGAAAAUGACUCAUCCACUAAAAAGCUUACACAUUCAAGGGCAAGCUGAUCAAUUUAGAGGUAUGCACAGUGGGAAGUUGGAGCUCCUGGUUGAUAAUCUUCAUCAUUAUUAUAUAAAGGGACUGAUGGACAUGCAGAUCCUUCCCACAGAGCAGAGGCUCCUGUCCCACCUGGAGGCUAAAAUAACAGCUGAAGGCCAUCCCAUAAUCCUCUCUGCCAACAUUACCCGUGGGAUGGGUAGAAAGAUCAGUGUGUCUGCCAAGCUGAAAAAUCUGUUCAGGGAGACCGCUUCAUUCUCUGUGCUGCUGGAUCGCAGGGUAGAGGAGGGGCACAGGCAGUACACCACGGAGGCAGAGCUCCUCCUGCCCGGUGUGCUGGGGGGCCAAAUCAUCGGGCUGCUGCAGCAAAGGGGCCCACUCUGGAGCACCGCCAUGAGGCUCAGAUACGGACUGCAAGGAGAUGCUCAGAACCAGCGGCAGGAGUGCCACAUGACACAGAACCUGAAGAACGAAAGGGACUCCAGACAAAUCUAUCGCCUGUGGGCCAAGCAUGAGCUCUACUGUUCCCACAUCACCUCUUUAAAUCACAAGGUCCAGCUGAGACACGAGGAAGGUCCAGGUCACAUACAGUCUGCUCUGGACCUCAGCUACGGAAAACACUGGGAUGAGAUCAACAACAAGCGCCGUGUUCUUCUCAGCCAGGCCUUUAAGAACCAGUCCAGACAUGCUCUCACCAGCUACCUGCUGGAGUUCAGCCUGCAGGUGCUAGAGAAACACAUGAACUACAAGACCCAGCUUCUCCACUCCCAUCUGCGUCAGAGGGGGGCAGAAAGCAGCACCCACUUGAAGGUCAACUACAAUGACCAGAUGCCUCUGGUAGCUGGCCUGCACUGGAAGGAUUCCUCAAAGGCUCUAGUGCAGAAAUGGGAAGGCUCCUUUAACAUGGACACACCCUGGCUCUAUGUCUACACUGCCCACAAACUCAGCCAGCCCCAGCGCCGUGCCUUCCAUUUUAAAUCAGAGAUCACCACCCGCAAGUUGGUCAACCUACGCAACUUAGCGGUGGAGGGCUUCUACAGGGAGAAGAGCAAGGAGAGGGAAGGGCUUCUACACCUCUACACCCCUGCAGGCACCUACUUGAAGGCCAGUGGCAGGGGAGUGGUGGGGAAAAAGGGCCUCAAAGUCUCCAGCUCCCUGAGCAGUGCAUGGACCUCGACCCUGCUGGGAGACAUCUCCAUGGAGAACAGCAGGCACCAGAAAGCCCUGCAGCUGGUGGCCAGCUAUGGCAAGCAAAACAUCAGCCUCUCCAGUGCUCUCAGUAUCGCAGACAAGAAACUGAGGAAGAGGCUGGUGACGGUAAAGUUGGUGCUGACGGAGCCUAUGAGCCCAGCUGUGGAGCUGGAGCUGGAGGGUAUUGUGGAAGAGCUGAAAAGGCAUAAAGAUCUAUACCAGAAACAGGGGAGAUUGCACCUCAGGCAGCCAUUCCGGAACUUUCCCCAGAGUCUGGUCCUCCAGGAGACCUUCACCGUGGAUCUCCGUCAGGCCCGCUAUGUCCUGGAGUCCAGAGCCAUUCUCAGCGGAGGCAAAGAGAGCGUCCACACCUUCACCCUCGGCUACAAGCCCACCGGCCCUUUCGUUUGUUCUUCACUAACUCACCCCUACAGCUCUGAGGUCAUUCCCCAGGAGUCUGAGCUGUGUGUAAGACUGCACAGUAACCAGACACAGCAAGAGGUGCAAGGGAUGAUGCGCAUCAACAAAAAGGAUAAACUGACAGUCCUGGGAAGGGUCCAGAACACAGCAGACACUUCUCAGCAUGGACUGACCCUCCAGUUCAACCUUACUCACCUCUUCCAGUCACAGCUCCCCCCUUCAGUAAAUCUGGAAGGAAAGAUUUCAUGGAAUACCAAUAACAGUCCACAAUUUGAAUAUUUGGGUGCAGGAAGGGCUGUGAUCAACCAUAAAGAGAAGUGCCGGUUCAGUGUGCAGUUCAAUGGGUCAUCAAAUGGAUUGGGGCUCUACUCUUCCUUCAGUCAUCCAUUUAACUUUAUUCCAAGGACAUUACAGGCUCAUGCUGAGGCUGAGUUGUCCGGGGAGGGUGGAGUCAGCAGCUAUGUCUGUGUGAAGACGGAUGGAGAAGACCAGGCCACACUGGAGGCUAACUUGGUCAAUGCCCAGAAGAACAGCACCAAAAUACUUGAGGCCAAAGUGGCCCUACGUCAGAGGCUCCUGCCUAUCAUUCAGGACACUGAGCUGCAACUGUCUGCUAACAUCUCUACUGAGAGGCUGUCUGCACUGUUAUCCCUGACGCAGGAAGGAGGCAGGGCUCUGGAGGCCCGGUUGGGUGGAGCGGUGGAGCACGGCCCUGGGCUGCGGCUGAACGUCAGUGGCACACUUCAGAACUCCCUGCCCCGCCUGAAAGUGCUCCCCCCUGCCCUGGGACUGAAGGGGGUGCUCAGACAGUCACCAAGGCUCACUGAAGGAGAGCUGAAAGUGACGGUGAUGGAUGCUGUGUAUGCGGUGGAGCUGAAUCACCAGGAGGCUAGUGGUCCAGGGAAGGAAGACAUGCUGGGAGAGAAAGCAGCUCGGGCGAGGGACUCACUGUGUGUUUACGCCACAGAGCAGGCUCUGUGCGUGGAAAUAAGCAGCAUUCUGGAGACAUGGCGAGCUGGCAGACUCCAUGCCCUUCUGUCCCAUACUUCGCCCAAGCUCUACGCCGCAGGUCUGGCUUACAAUGGCAGUGUGCAGCUCAGCUGGGCCCAGGAGGAAUGCAGACUCUCAGCAGCGGGGGAGUUCCAGGCAGGGGGUCGAGGGCUCAGGGCCAGGCUGGAGGGUCUCAGGAGUGAGCAGGAGGCUGGGAGAUGGGAACUUUCCUCCAGCUUACAGCAAAAUAUCCAGCUCCUGCUGGAGAGAGGUGUUCUAGGCUCUGCAGCAGCUGUAGGACACUACCAGCAGGUGGACACAGGGGUUGUUAGUGCAGGCGUGGUCGUCCACAUGGAAGAGCAGAGGGCAUUGGAGGUGCUUCUGGAAGCGGGCAGGACGGAUGUCAGUGCCAGGCUGGCAAUGUCUCUACAGCACCACAUGAGGCAGCUAGAGGGAGUUGUGCCCUCAUUAUUUCAGAUGAACUGCUCGGGAGGGGUCACAGUGGACAGGCUCUCGGGCCAGUGCUCGGGGAAUGUGGCUGGUGGGCCCGUGGAGGCACAUCUAUCCAAACAGCUCUUGGUGAAGGGUUCCGUGGCAAACUGGGGGUGCAACAAACGUUUGGAGAUGAGGGUAGAGAUUGGGGGGGUGGAGAAGGGGGAGCUGAGCCUGGCCUUGUCCUGCUCCCCCCGGCUGAGUGUCCAGGCCUCCGUUCAGCACUCCCUGCCCCCGCUGCAGGCCCUGGGAAUCCCGCCCAGCAACACCCUGGUCCUGUCUGCCCUCCUGGCGACCCGGCCCUCUGUCCAGCUGGACCUCGUGCUGGGGCGGUGUGAGCUCAUCGCUAUCGCUAGCACUGACGGCACCUCUGUCCCGCAACAUACUCAGUCCAGCUGGGCUGCCAACUUCACCAACCACUGCCCUGCCCUGCAGCACGCUGGUGUCCCUGCACACACGGCUCUCUCUGGCCUCCUCUCCGUGACUCCCUGUCAGUCCACCCUGUCCUGCAACGUGAGCGUGGAGGGGGAGAGCCUGUCCCUGCGUCUGGGGCACCAGUGCGAGCCCACCGCCAGCCUCUCCGGCGUCCUGACGCACUCCUUCACCCAGCUACACAGCAGGGGCCUGCCCCCAGAAACCAGCCUCACCCUGUCGGCGCCGGGGGGCCCAGGUCAGAGCCGGGUCAUGGUGUUUAAGGCGGGUCCCUGCUGGAUCAGGGCGAGCGGGGACGUGAGGCCUGGGGGGAGGAGCCAGUGGGCAUGGGUCUCAGAGACUCAGUGUCCUCUUUUAGAGGCCUUUGGCCUUCCUGCGCAGACCCAGUUGAAUGGCUCCCUCCGGUUGGAUGGCUGCGUGUUGGAAGCGGGGUGGGCGGGCUGCGGCUCGGGGCUCCAGGUGGAGGCGGUGCUGCAGCACAGGUUCUCGGCCGCGGGGGGGCUUCCAGGCCGCAGCCGGCUGCUGGUGACCGGGAAGGCAGGUCCACGGCAACGCCGAGGGGAGCUGGAGCUGCAGCUGGGCAGCUGUGCCCUCCGGGCUUCCGUAGGGCUGCAGUCACAUGACAAGCUGCGGGGCACGGUGCUGCUGCAGAACAACUGCUCGACCCUGCAGGAAAUGGGGACUCCAUCGAGGAUGGAGGGGUCUGGAUUCUUAUUCAUUGACAAGAAGCUUCUGGAUUCACAUUUGUCUCUCCUCACUGACGAGCCAAAACUGCAGGCUCAUUUGACACUGAAAACAGGCAGGGGCCAACAGGAGACACUGGUCCAGAUCACUCACUCAGUGCCUCUAUUACUGAGUAGCGGAGUCCCUGCCAAUGCCACACUGUCCAUCAGCUCAGAGAGGGGGCCUGACCACUACCAUCGUGUUCUGAGCUGCAGCCUGGACAGCAAACAGAUCAGCGAGGUGGUGAGAGUGCAGAGGUCACAGGGUGAGCUCAGAGGGCAGUAUCUCCUUAUUCACACACUGGACUAUCUGAAACACUGGGGACUUCCAGGGAACAACAGCAUCCAGGCUGAGCUAGCCCUGGGGGAGGCCAAGAGCCUGGCGCUGUCCUUGCGGUUUGGAGAUGGACUGGCGAGUCUGAAAGCUAAGCUGAGUGACACACCCACGGAUGUGGAGGUGGCUGGUGCACUACGGCACAGCUUGCCGUGGCUACAGCGGCUCGGCCUUCCGAAGGCCGUUGAGGCAGUAUGUAUCGUGCAUGGUGUCCUUCCUCAGCUUCAGUCUGAAGCAAGUCUGUCUGUGGAAGGGGAGAAGCUUUUGGUCUCCACCCUGAACAUCAGCAUAGCUGAAGGUCACCUGGACUUGCUGCUCUCGCUGGCCAGCACCCCCUCACUCACAGUCGGACUGCCCCGCAUUUUAAAUACUACCCUCUCUGCAGAGUACGCAGGGGUCCAGAGGCGUGUGUCCGCGGAUGUGCAUUGUGACGGCAGGCAGAUCCGUGUUGCUGGGGAGGUGGGAGGUUGGGGGACACAAGGAAGGGAGAUCAGAGCUGCGAUACAGGAAAACGCAGAAGGCCAAGACACCCCGAUGCUUCAGCUGGAGGUCUGGGGAAGGCUGACUGACUCACAGCUCUCUGGUUAUUUGGCUGUGAACCCUGAGACCAAUUCCUCCCUGGCACUCAGAGUGCAGGGCCACAGCUUACCCAACAGAAAAGAGUUUGAUGUGACACUUCGUCAGAGCAUACCUGGGCUGCAGCGCUAUCUCCCAUCACAUCUUGGAACCCAAACGCAGCUGAACCACACUAGUACCAGGCUACAGGGAGCAGCUGAGCUGCAACUGGGUAGGGGGGAGCUACGGAUACGAGGGGACCUGGCUCUGACCAAAACUGGGUACAGCCAAACUCUAGAGCUUGACCAGUCCUUCUUGCAGCUCAAAACCCUCCCCAAGACCGUGGAAGUGAGGAUGACCUAUGACGGGGACAGCCACACCCAACAACUGCAACAGCACGUUUUGUGGGGAGGUCAGGACCUCAGGGUCUCAGGCCUGUACACAACCCCCCCUGACCAGGAGAAAGGAACCCACAGACUGAGAGUCCAGAUAUCCAGUGCGUUUGCCUCUCUGCCUCAUGAGUGCAAUCUGGAUGUCCAGCUGGGAAGGUUAGCUCACAGGCGACUGGACCGUGUGCGACUGGACUGGAUGGGACACGGCAGCCAUGAGCAGGUCCGAGCACUCUGCUCUUGGAGCCAUGAAGAGGACAGGUGGGAAGGUCAGGUGGACCUGAGGCAACCUUUCACCCCCGUUUUAUCCCACCUUCACCUACAUACAUCAUCUCUCCAUCACACUGGAGGGCAGGGGAACAGCCAUCAGGCUCAACUGUCUUGGAAUGAUGGGAUGCCUGUAAAUCUUACACUGCGUGUGAACAAGUACUGGCGUACUGACUUCAGCAGGGGAAAUGCUUGUCUCUAUCUCUCGCCUGGCCAAUUGAGGACCGUGCUCCCCCUAGUGGACAUUCAAGGCUGUGGUUCAGUGGCUCGGGAGAGAAACUCUUACUCCCAGAUGGCAGAGCUGAACUGGGGCAAUAAGAGAAUUACACAGAGCAUGAAGUACCAGAGAGGGGCCAGGGGAAUGCACACACUGCAGUUAGAAGGUGGAGCUGAAAAUGUGUCUCCCUCCCCCUGCCCAUCCCACACCUUCCUGGCCCAAGUGCACACUGACUGCAGAAACCACCUGGAGCAUCACUUACUGCUGGGCCUCUGCCCACCACACCCUUCCUGGGUUGUGUCUGGACAUCAUCGUGUCAACACUGGCAAGGAGCUGCUCUACACCCAGACCCGCCUGUCUGUGUCAGGGGAACCCCACCACAGCAGUUUCACGCUGGCCCUCACCAACACCUCUACCGCUCAUCGCACCAACUUCUCCCUGCACACCAGAUUUCAGGUGGGUGAUGGAAGUCUAGAUUUGGGGAGCAGUGCAACCUUGUCCCAUAGGGGCCUUGGGCUCCUGAUGCAGGCCCGACUGGAUGAUAUUGAGAGGGUCUGGCUUCAGGGGGCACUAGAGGGCCGUUGCCUGCAAGCAGCUGCUGGAUACAAUGAUGAUGAUGACGUCACCAUAGCACUAUGUCUGGAGGGACGACGCCAUAUUACCUUUGCUGCCCAGAGGAGGGAGGGUGGAGCCAAGUACCAGAAGCUGGCGUCAGUCUCUGUGGGUGCAGCCAAUCAGAGUUUGACAUUAGUUGCACAAGGGUGUGUGGAAAACCUAUGGACAACGGAGGCUCGGGUUCGUGUGCUUGGCUCCCAGAUAAGGAACAAGCUGUUGGCCAGAAUACAGAACCUGCAGCGCCUUCUAGUGGAAUUCAAGUGCCAGGAACUGAGUGAGCGGCCUUACCGUCUGACACAGAAGGCUGAGGUUCUGCUGGUCCAGGGGCUGAGAGAGGCCUGGCAGGUCUGGAGAAGAGGCUCCCUACGCCACACCCUCACUGACACCCUGCCACGCUGCCUGGACUCCCUGCAGCAAGUUUCCCUGCAGAUCCAGCAGGAACUCAAGAAGCCACUGACAACAUUGGCUGGUGUGUACCAGGAUGUGACUGGAAGGUGGCUACACAUGGAGUGGCGUGAGACAACAACUCUGUGGGCAGAAAAACUGGCGGAACUGCUGCCUGUAGUACUGGAGGACCGACACCUGAGUGCGCCAUUAAAAGCAGUGCUGGGAACACUCACGACGGUUCUAGACGUUGUGAGCCAGCAAACAGCACAGUGGACAGAAGCUAAGGUGGCAGCAGCCUUGACCGGAAUCAGAAGACGGCUGGCGUCGUUGUAUAGGCUCUCUAAAAGGCGCUGUGAAGUGACGGUCCAGGUGCCAUUACCAAGAGGGCCAUGGUCAGAGAUUGGGGGUGCCGGGCUGACGGAGUUCCUUCUUGAGGAGUGGCUCCUGAAGCCUCUCCAGGCUCUUACCUCUCUCAGACCCUUAGCAGAGCUGUACCGACUGAAAAGGAGGCUAAUGGACAGUCCCUUCCGCCACCAGGCUCUCCUGGUAUCCAACCAGUUUGUGGUGUCAUUUGACGGACAUCUGUAUGAAAUACCUGGGAGGUGUGCCCUCCUCCUAGCCCACGAUGUUGUCCAGGAAUCCUUCACUGUACUGCUGAGCCCAGAUAUGACACCACAGCGCCUGCUACUGGUGGAAAUGGGAAAUACCACUGUGAGCAUCUUCCCUGAAGGGCAGGUGGAGGUUAACUGCCGUAUGAUGGAUGCAUCAGUCUCUCACACUGAGGUUACCAUAAGGAGAGAACCCAACAUUAUAGAGGUUUCUAAUCAGGAUGGAGCACUUGUGACAUGUGACUUAUCACAGGCUCUCUGCAGUUUGACUCUAGAUGGCUGGAAGCAUGGCAUUUCUGCUGGUCUCCUGGGGACCAAUGAUAAUGAGGCAGGGAAUGAGCUGCCCCUGCCUGAUGGGUCCCAGGCAAGCAGCUUGGCUCACUUCAUUCACAGCUGGCAGGUACGGGCUCAGUGUUACAGUGAAUCUGGGAAGGCAGGACUCUGUUCCAAUGCCUCCAGGCAUGACCUGACUGCAGACGUGCCCAGGUGUGUGUCCCUGUUCUCCAGUCCUGACUCCCCCCUCAGCCCCUGCUUCAGAGUGGUUGACCCUAUGCAGUUCCUGUCUGUGUGCAAAAGAAGACGUUGUGCCUCAAUCCCUGACAGCGCCCCCUGUAGGUUGGCAGCUGCCUAUGUCCACCUCUGCAACAGCAACUACGUUCCCCUGGAGCUUCCCCAACAAUGUGUGCAUGAGUGAAAGGUUGGUGUUGGGAGUCUUGGUGGACCAUAAAGUGAAAUUCGUAGCACAAAUGGUGACAGCCUGCAGUGUUCACAGGAAAAGCUUGUGGAUGUACAUGCAAAAUCAAGACCUGUGUUUUUCAGUUAAUUCCAUGGAAACACAUUUUAAAUUCCACAUAAGUCCUUGUGGAAAGUAUUGAAAGGUAGAUGAUAUUUUUUGAGUGUAUAAAAUGAGCUAUUGUUCAAUCCAUUGCAAUAAUAAGGGAGAGUUAUGGGAUAUGUGAUACAACAGCCAUUUGAAUCAGCAAUGGUAAACUUCUGUGUUUUGAUCAUUUGACUGUACUGUAUGUCAGAAUCAUACUUCAGAAUGGAAAACCCCAGACAUUACACCAAAGAAGAGUACCACCUGCACUUUGCGUCUGAGAUAUUUUUGAAUGAUUCAUACAUGACGAAUAAUGUAUUCCUGAGGAAUUUUGUAGUGGAUGAUUUGAAAGCUACCCGCUUUUCAAGCAUUUAAAGUGCAGCCUGUAUCUGUGAUCACUGCCAUAUCAGAACGCAUUGCUUCAUUCUUGAAUGCAAAUGUAUAUACAGUGAUUUAAAUUUCUUGUGUAACACUUGAUGUAGUUGAUUUCUGUCUGAUUUUGUGUUUGUGAAAAACUUGCAUAAUUCCUCAUUUUUAUAAUUGACUGAUGACUGGUAAAAUUAUUGUGCAGCUUUUAAAGGGACAUGCUAAGCUCUGCGGCACAAUUUGUGUCACCGCUCAACAUUUGUUUUGGCGAUUUUGUUUGUUUGUAUCAUUUUUUAAUAAGUAAUUGAAACUCUGGCAUAGUAUUUAGAAAAUUAAUGAGAAUCUCAGAUUCAGUAUUGUAUGUUGUAGGAAUUUGUACUGUGACGUUUUUCAUGUUUUUGUACUUUGACUCUUGGGAAUCUGAAUACACUGCAGUAUCUUGUAUGACACAGUGAACAAUGGACAGUUUACCAUGGUAAUGUAGGUUACACACACGGGAGGGUGUGCCGCUGUGUUUGCGAUUAUGGACAACAGGGUUCUGCUCUGCCAAUUAAAUGGGAGUGGUUACUUUUGUCAGGAAUAAAUUAACUGCUUCAGUUUUUGUAACUGCAA
Anguilla rostrata (American eel) is the source of this 10009-nucleotide messenger RNA. RefSeq lists its product as uncharacterized. The record is from RefSeq and is a predicted model, not a curated record. Gene Ontology annotation, molecular function: lipid carrier activity. The transcript is spliced from 56 exons. Gene Ontology annotation, biological process: lipid transport. Bases 17 to 8908 code for a protein of 2963 amino acids. Lineage: Eukaryota; Metazoa; Chordata; Actinopteri; Anguilliformes; Anguillidae.